AUGUUAAGCAUAUACAUAUCUAGAGCUGUGAUGACUGCUAGGGGUCGUGUUCCAAGGUCCGAUGUAGUUGAGCCAGCAUCUGAUAAACGCCCAAGUUUGCUAACCGGGACACUGGAAGAGCGCAGUGCCUGCUUAGACAAUGUUAAUACCGGCAACGGUGGCUUCCAUGUUGGUAUACACAUGCUAAGUGUACUAGCGGUACCUCGAGAAUUGUGGUUGAGUACCUUUCCGAUGUUGCCAUCAGACGCUCGUCGCUUCAUUAUGUGGAGAGUGUGGUACGUAAUUUCCGGCUGCGGUUGUGCAGGUCGGGUAUAG
Molecule: messenger RNA, 315 nt
Organism: Bipolaris oryzae ATCC 44560
Lineage: Eukaryota; Fungi; Ascomycota; Dothideomycetes; Pleosporales; Pleosporaceae
Exons: 4
Coding region: 1-315 (104 amino acids)
Source: RefSeq, a predicted model, not a curated record